AACAUAAAUACAAAAUCUUGUAGGAGAUUUGAAAAAUAAGCUCUCUUAUUCACAAGUUGUGGCCAUGAUCGAAUUGCCUACCCACAAAACACACUCCCCUCUUUUGUCUCUAACUCACCCCACAAUUAAUUUAUAACAAAUCUCCUUCUCCAUUACUAUCUCUUCUUCAACCUCUCAAGCACUAGUAGAAAAAUUUGCCACUUUACAUAACCCUACCUUACUUAUUGUAUCAACCCUUAUUAUAUCAUAUACUUAAAAUUACUACUAUAAAGUAAUAUUUAUCCCCCUAGGUUAGGGUCAAUCUAAUCUAGAUUAAUUAAUCCUAGCUAGCUAGGGUAAUGCUUGCAAUAUCACCACUAAGUAGCAACAAAGAUGAAAACAACAAUGGAGGAACAACGAUGGCGGAAGGGAACUUCUCGAUGGGAACCGAUGAUUUCCCGGACUUCUCCGGUGCCAAUCUACUCGAUAGCAUCGAUUUCGAUGAGUUGUUUAUGGGCAUGCACGACGGCGAUGUGUUACCGGAUCUUGAAAUGGAUCCGGAACUGUUGGCUGAGUUCUCCCUUAGUUCGGGGGGAUAUGAUGACUCCACCUCGGAAGCUAAUAACUCGCCGUCAUCCGGUAUGUCAACUGAGAAUAAUGUUAUUAGUCCCAUGGAUGAUGCUUCAUUUGAUGCUGCCAUUUAUCAAGGUAACUACAAUAAUGAUGAUGUAGUUAGUCUAGUACUUGAGGAGGAGUCUAUGGAAAAACACGACCAAAGUCCGGGUUUCAUGUCGAAUAAGACGCCGGAGGAGGUGGAGAUAGUGAGCAAAAAUGAUGCCAAAUCGGAGUCUGCAACAACAAUGACAAAGAUUUCUUCCUCCAAAGAGAGUCAUAAAGGGAAGAAAUCUAAGUCCGGGGCUAAUAAUAACAACCACCAUCAUGGGAAACGAAAAACAAAGGUGGAUUGGACGCCGGAGCUUCAUCGGAGAUUCGUGCAAGCAGUGGAGCAACUAGGAGUAGAUAAGGCAGUCCCUUCAAGGAUAUUAGAGCUUAUGGGAAUUGAUUGUCUUACCCGCCAUAACAUUGCUAGCCAUCUUCAGAAAUAUCGAUCACAUAGAAAGCAUUUGCUAGCUAGGGAGGCGGAGGCAGCAAGUUGGACACAAAAGAGGCAAAUGUAUGGUGUUGCAAUGGGUGGUGGGAAAGGUGGUGCAAACAUUAGCCCAUGGUAUCCACCAACCAUGGGGUUUCCUCCGAUGACAACCAUGCACCCACCGUUUAGGCCACUACAUGUAUGGGGUCAUCCAACCAUGGACCGUCAAGCUAGGGUGCCUAUGUGGCCAAAACAAAUUGCUCCAACAGCUACUCCCUUACCACACGCUUGGGCGCCUCCUCCUCUACAUCCACCGCCUACGGAUACAUCAUUUUGGCACUCACCCCAUCAACGGAGAGUUGCAGUAGCACCAGUUCCAGGGAUUCCUCCCCACACCAUGUAUAGACCAGAUCAACACGGCCUUCCGCCACCGCCUGCAGCGCAGUCUGGACCUCAUCCUCCUUUAGACCUUCAUCCGUCAAAGGAGAGCAUAGAUUCGGCCAUCGGAGACGUAAUAUCAAAACCGUGGCUGCCGCUUCCGAUAGGGUUGAAACCUCCAUCAAUGGACAGUGUUAUGGUGGAACUCCAACGUCAAGGCAUUCCAAAGAUACCACCUUCGAAUUCUGCUGCAUCAUGAAUUUAAUGGUAACUUGUCCAAAAAUAAUCACAACGUACGUACACUACCUUCCUUUUUUUUGGUCUACGGGACGUUGUACCAAGGUGUUUCUAAAUUCCCCCAAAAAAAAAACACAACAAAAGUACCCCCAAAUUUGACGACAUAUCAUAGCUUUUAGAUGGUAUAUCCAUCUAAUAAGCUAGCUAGCAUUGUACCACAUGCUCCGAUCCUUUUUACAUGUGUACGUGUAACAACAAAUUAUUUCCUGAACUUUUCCAUUGUACGUACGACUAUUUUUUGUGAAUAAAUUUUGUAACAUUAUGAGGCCUUUA
Spinacia oleracea (spinach) is the source of this 2017-nucleotide messenger RNA. Its product is annotated as transcription activator GLK1. Lineage: Eukaryota; Viridiplantae; Streptophyta; Magnoliopsida; Caryophyllales; Amaranthaceae. The record is from RefSeq and is a predicted model, not a curated record. Gene Ontology annotation, cellular component: nucleus. The coding region runs from base 339 to 1706 and encodes 455 amino acids. Gene Ontology annotation, molecular function: DNA-binding transcription factor activity; transcription cis-regulatory region binding. Gene Ontology annotation, biological process: positive regulation of DNA-templated transcription. The transcript is spliced from 5 exons.